Messenger RNA from Dothidotthia symphoricarpi CBS 119687, 1647 nucleotides. Its product is annotated as amidase. Lineage: Eukaryota; Fungi; Ascomycota; Dothideomycetes; Pleosporales; Dothidotthiaceae. Bases 1 to 1635 code for a protein of 544 amino acids. The transcript has a single exon. The record is from RefSeq and is a predicted model, not a curated record.
AUGUCAGUUCCAAAAUCACAGUCGCCGAAGAGGUCGUGGGAGGAAAUUGCAAGAGAAGCUCAGGAUCACCGAGACUCGACAAUUGCCCUGCUGUCGCCUCGAGUACCCAAAAUACCGGCGAACCCACCCAAGAAUGUCACGAGCAUUCCAGAGCAGGCCUUGAACAAGCAGAUUGUCACAAUCACGAGCCUGCUCCCUGGAGAACUCCUCUCUUCACUGGCAAGUGGCCAGCUUACUGCCGUCCAAGUCACUAACGCGUAUUUGCAACGCGCAGCUGUAGCUCAACAACUCUCUAACUGCAUCACUGAGCUUCUCCCUAACUUGGCCUUGGAAAGAGCAAAGGAACUUGACACCUACUUCCAGGAGCACAAACGUCCGAUAGGCCCUCUCCAUGGCUUGCCGAUCAGCAUCAAAGAACACAUUGGGUUCCAAGGCCUGCGGUGCACGACUGGCUAUGUCUCGCAUUGGGAUACUAUUGUGAAAGAAGAUGCGCACAUUCUGCAGGUGCUCCGUGAUGCAGGUGCUGUAUUCCAUUGCAGGACGACAGUGCCGCAGACCAUGAUGCAUCUGGAGACAGACUCCAAUCUCUACGGCGUGACUACCAACCCGUACAACAGCAACCUUACAUCAGGGGGAAGCUCGGGCGGCGAGGGAGCUGUCAUUGCGCUUCGCGGUUCGUGUUUGGGGAUCGGCUCGGAUGUUGGUGGAUCUAUUCGAAGCCCAGCUGCCAAUUGCAAUAUAUACGGCUUCAAACCAACGGCCUUCCGACUUCCCACCGACGGCUGGGGCUAUAUGAUGGCCGGUGCAGAUACUGUAGAGACUGUUCUGGGGCCGCUCUCGACGUCACUAGACGGACUAAAGAUCUUCAUGAAGACCAUUGUUGAUUCAGAGCCGUGGCUGACGGAGCCAGCACUGAUCCCCAUGCCGUGGCGAACAUAUACACUACCUCAAGACCGGCCCUUGAAGAUAGGAGUCCUAUGGCACGACGGUGUUGUACGACCGCAUCCGCCGAUCACUCGUGCCCUGAAGUCAAUUUCGGAUCGCCUGAAAAAGCAAGGUAUGCAGGUAAUCGACUUCCCGUCCCACCUGCAUGACGAAGCGUGGACCAUCUUGUCUUCGCUCUACUACCCAGAUGGUGGCGAGGCAGAUACGGAGGACAUCGAGUCUUCCGGCGAACCAUGGCGUCCGCUGUCCGAAUGGAUCAUCAAAGAGAAUCCGUGCGUCAAGAAACUCUCGGUUGGUGAGCUAGCAUACUGGUACGAAGAACGUGAAGCCUAUCGUAAAGAGUAUGCCCUGCAUUGGAACAAGUAUGGCAUCGAUGCACUCCUUUGCCCUGUUGGUCCUGGUGUAGCACCCAAACACAAUACUGCCAAGUAUUGGAGCUAUACAAGCCAGUGGAAUCUACUCGACUACCCGGGUGUAGUCUUCCCAGUGUCUCAGGUUGAUAAAGCUACAGAUGUGUGGGACGAUGAUGGGAGCGUUUGGAAUGGCCAGGAUGAGGAUAAUAGGAAGUUGUGGGAUCCCGAAGAAUUCCACGGUGCGCCUGUUGGGUUGCAGCUCGUUGGCAGGCGAUUUGAGGACGAGAAGGUUUUAGGCAUUCUGGAACACAUCAAAAAGGAAAUCUGCUUGCCGUAGACUAACCGCUAU